GAAACCCAAAACCAUUGCACACAAAACUUUGGCGCAAUGCGCAACACUGCGCGUUCCUUUUUCAAAUUUAAUUUUUCUUUUUAAAAUGUGACUUAAGUAGGUUUUUGAUUACAUAGGUAAAGUUAGUUAGUUUUUGUUGGUAACGAUGAGUUAUCCGUAUUUUUCGUAUAGGAGGCCGAAAAUGGACUAUGGAUUGAAGAGAGUGCCUGAUUAUACCGAGCUGGCUUAUAAGGAGGCUGUGUCGAAGCUGAGAUAUUUCUUAUCCGGGAACUAUACACCGAGUAUCCGCAGCUACGGUGGUUCGGCCUCCAUCAAGAACCUGGACGAGUCCGACGGGGACCUGGACAAGAAGUAUCUCUUGGACAAACCUCGUCCGCGCCUGACCGCCAAAUAUACGUCGCUGUAUGCAGAUAGCUUGAAUAACUAUACACCGCAUACAGGAAAAUCUAUUCCGAUACCUCCAGCGACCGCUCCUGCGGAUCUGACAGGUGGGACUAAUCCGGACGUCGUCAACUUCAUCCAGAAGCAAGAAGAGUAUAUCGAGCAGUUGGAGCGAGAGAGCCAAUACUGCAGGGACGAGCUGAACAACCUCCUCGGCAAGGUGAAAGAAGUGAUAUCCGAAAACGAGCAUCUCCACGAAGCUCAGAAGAACAAGCUGAUUUCCCGCAUGUUUACUACUCAUGGGUCCGAGACCGAUGAUCUGGACGAUGUAGGGGAUAGCACUGGAUUAGAUAGCGAUCAUAAGGCUACGAUAACCAAGACACGCAAGCCGAAGACUCGAACCACGAGACUCGAAGGACCGAAUAUAGUCUUCGAGUCACGCAUCUCAGAGUUGGAGGCGCAGUUGACGCAGUCGAAAAUCGACCUUAAGAAGGUUCAGGAUGAAAAUAACGAAAAUAAGCGCAAGCUUGCCUCUGGGCUCGUUGACUCAACUUGCCUUGACGGCUUUAAGCGGCAGAUCGACAAUUUGCAACGAGACAAGUCCUCCCUGGAAUCCCAGAUCUCCAAGCUGAAGACCAGUCUGGAACAACGAGACGGUGAUCUGGAUGGGCGGUACAAGCGUAAUGACGUCAUCGAACAGCAACUCCGGGACGAGAGGAAUAAUUUAGAAAACGAAGUCCGCAGGUUGAAGGAGGAUCUUGCAUCAGAACGCGCAAAAAUCCGAGAAUUAGUCGGCGAAGGAUCCCGCCGCGCCAUACAAGAGCGCUCAGCAGCGGAACAACGGUACAACGCACAUUGCGACUCGCUGCAGCAUGAGCUCGCUGCGCAGUAUGACAGUGUGGCGAAGUUACAGUUGGACCUGGAGCGUCAGCGUCGUGAAGAGAACGAGCUGAAGCGAGAACUCUCCAUGAAGAACUCCGCCAUCGAGGAGUUGAAGAUGGAACUGAAGAGCAAGACAGCAUCGCUUCAAGCCGACUUAACUCAAGCUCAUGCUGAGAAGGCCUCUCUAGAAGAGGAGCUGGCUUCAGCACGUCUGACGAUCGAACGUCACCAACGCCAGGCCAAGCACGAAACCAAUCGACUCAACUCGGAGAUCCAGUCGCUUCGUCAGCGAUUGGACCGCGCGGACGCAGACCUAGUGCACUCACGACGAGAGAAUCUACGUCUCACCGAACAGAUUGCCACUCUUGAGAAGGAGCUAAACAUGAAGAGUUUAACUCCAAAUUCCCCUGAGAAGAACAAGAAAGAAAAAGAGAUGUCCUCGAUGCUGGAAUCGAUUGAGAAUAAACACGCAAAAACGGUUGCCGAGUUGGAGUCCAUGAUACAUUCACAAAACAGUCUGAUGGAGAAACUCACCGGAGAAUGUCGUUUGCUCACAGACAAGCUAGACGACGCAAACCGUAGGCACAAGGCGGAACUGGCAACUCUGCAGCGUCAAGUAGACAGCCUGGGGCGCUCCAUGCAGUCUCCUAGCCCUCGCACAGCACCAGCCACGCACCUACCCCCAACCGACCGAAAUGCACCUCCCGCCGCCGGUGGCGGACCAGACCAUCCCAGAGCUUACCCCACCGGACACCCCGACCAGCCAGACAUCAGUCCUGACACUAGAGACCACAGACCUCUGAGCAAACAGGCUUCUCGAACAUCCAUCAAAAGUUACAAUCAAGAACCAGAAAACAGCAUCCAACCAGACAAAAGACUUGCAGAAGAAACAAUAAAAGUUGACAAUGUUGAAGAAGAUAUAGCUGAUGAGAAAGAAGUUGAAUAUGAAAAAGAGCAACAUGGACAAGAAAACUAUCCUGUAGAACACGUAGAACAUGCUUAUGAGCAAGGCUAUGAGAAUCCUGAUCAAAACUACGCGGAGAAAACCGAACCGUAUUACGAACAAACUGCAGGCUACGAUCAGAAUUAUCAACAGAAUUACCAAGAAGGUCAAUUAGAAAAUUACGAGCAGUAUCCACAACAAUAUACUGAUCCUAAUGCUCAGUAUGAAGGACAAUAUGAAAAUUAUGCUACAGACGGGGCGUAUCAACAAGAAUAUGAUCCCACGCAAUAUACUGAUCCUGCUACGCAAUAUGUUGAUCCGAAUACACAAUAUGAUCCGGCUACACAGUAUGUUGAGCCUCCGACACAAUAUGAAGCACAGCCAAUACAAGCACCUAUCGAAGCACCUAUCGAACAUGAAGCACCGACACCACCGACGACGAAUAGGAAAAUAAGCAAUUCUCCAGUGAAGGGCCAGAGUUAGCUUUAGUUUUCGUGCAAUAUUUGUUUUGUUUGUUAAUUUUUGUGUUAGUGAUAGUUUUACGGCGUUUAUUCCUACUGAGCUUGAAAAUUUGUGUGUAUUUUUUCUUUAUCUUCUUU
Cydia strobilella is the source of this 2805-nucleotide messenger RNA. RefSeq names its product serologically defined colon cancer antigen 8 homolog. The transcript is spliced from 15 exons. The record is from RefSeq and is a predicted model, not a curated record. Bases 146 to 2689 code for a protein of 847 amino acids. NCBI's taxonomy places the organism in Eukaryota, Metazoa, Arthropoda, Insecta, Lepidoptera, Tortricidae. Gene Ontology annotation, cellular component: centriole; centrosome. Gene Ontology annotation, biological process: tube formation; neuron migration; centrosome cycle.